Messenger RNA from Odocoileus virginianus texanus, 1828 nucleotides. RefSeq names its product Fas ligand (gene FASLG). Gene Ontology annotation, cellular component: membrane. Gene Ontology annotation, biological process: apoptotic process; immune response; extrinsic apoptotic signaling pathway via death domain receptors. The record is from RefSeq and is a predicted model, not a curated record. Lineage: Eukaryota; Metazoa; Chordata; Mammalia; Artiodactyla; Cervidae. Gene Ontology annotation, molecular function: tumor necrosis factor receptor binding.
AGUGGGUGUCUCUUUGAGAAGCCGAAAGAGAGAAGAAAGAGAGGUGUUUCCCUGGGUUCUGGAAACUCUAUAAAGAGAGAACCGGCUUCCUUCUCUUGAGCAGUCAGAAAUUGGGCCUCUGCACGACCGAGGAAGAGGAAAACCCUUGGCUGGAGGCUGGCCUGAGGCAUUGGAUGCCAUGCAGCAGCCCUUGAAUUAUCCAUACCCCCCAAUCUUCUGGGUGGACAGCAGUGCCCGCUCCCCCUGGGCCGCUCCAGGGUCUGUCUUCCCCUGUCCGUCCUCAGCGCCAGGAAGGCCGGGGCAACGGAGGCCUCCCCCACCGCCACCCCCACCGCUGCCGCCACCCCUGCCUCCGCUACCGCCGCCGCCUCUGAAGAAGAGCAGGGACCACAACACAGGCCUGUGUCUCCUUGUGAUGUUCUUCAUGGUUCUGGUGGCCCUGGUUGGAAUGGGGCUGGGGAUAUUUCAGCUCUUCCAUCUACAGAAGGAGUUGGCCGAACUCAGAGAGUCCACCAGUCAAAGGCAUACAGCAUCAUCUUUGGAGAAGCAAAUAGGUCAUCCCAGUCCACCCUCUGAGAAAAAGGAACUGAAAAAAGCGGCUCAUUUAACAGGCAAGUCCAACUCAAGAUCCAUCCCUUUGGAAUGGGAAGACACCUAUGGGAUUGCCCUGGUCUCUGGGGUGAAGUACAAGAAGGGCAGCCUCGUGAUCAAUGAAACUGGGCUGUAUUUUGUGUAUUCCAAAGUGUACUUCCGGGGUCAGUCCUGCACCAACCAGCCCCUGAGCCACAAGGUCUACUCCAGGAACUUUAGGUACCCCCAGGACAUGGUGCUGAUGGAGGGGAAGAUGAUGAACUACUGCACUACUGGCAAGAUGUGGGCCCGCAGCAGCUACCUGGGGGCUGUAUUCAAUCUCACCAGUGCUGACCAUUUAUAUGUCAAUGUAUCUGAACUCUCUCUGGUCAGCUUUGAGGAAUCUAAGACAUUUUUUGGCUUAUAUAAACUCUAAGAAAAGCACUCUGGGAUUCUCUCCAUUACGAUUCCUUGUUACAGGCCCUGAGAAUAUUGUCCUGAAUGAGAGUUUUCUUAAGUCCACUAGAGGUCAUGAGAGAAGACAUGAACCAAGAGGAUCUUGAGACUACAGAGUCCAGCAGGUCUACAGUUCCUUAUCUCACCUAAGGUCCACAAACCAGACAGGAGGACUAUGCGUAAUGAACAUGAAACUCUGGGCUGCCAUGUGGAGAUGCAAAGGCAGGGAAAAGUGACUACCAGUUGCUUGUGCCAACAGCUACACUCAUCUUAAGUGGCCUAGUGCAUUUGGACACAUUGAAAAUGGCACCUUUUAACUCACCUCUUGGGGUGGGUCUACUGUCUACCUCAGGGGAGGCUGUCUUUCAUGUAUAUGGAUGUGACGUAAAUGUAUAAGGGAUGGGAAAAGAGGACCAGGCUUGCAUGAUAAGCUAAAGAGACUGAAAGGCCAGUGUCCCACUGGCAGCAUCUUUAUUUCUAGAUGUACAAUCCGAGCCAUCAGGUGAUGUUAACAGAGAAGCAAAAGAAAUCUUUUGGGAACUCAAUACACUCCCUAUACAGCAUGUAUAUUUCCAGUGCAAUUGUAGGGGUGUGUGUGUGUGUGUGUGAGUGUGAGUGUGAGUAUGUGACUAGAGGGUAACAUAAGUAGAAAGAAUGUGGAAAUUGGGAAGGGCAUGUUAGAAUAUGGGCUGCAUUUGGUGGUAGAUUUUGAAUGCUUUUUGGUAACUAACUCUAAUAGUCUUCAAAGCUCUUUGUCAGUUAUUAAUGUUGUUUUCCCAUAAUAUAACCAUAUUUAUAUGUA